GAAGCUAGCUGAGUGAAUGAAAGAUCUUGUAUUUUACAAUGUACAUCGCUUUUUCGAUCAACAGAGGGCGCUAUUCUAUUAUUUACAAAAACGGUGGAGAAGCACAACAACGUUAAAGAUGAAUAUUCUUCCAAAGAAAAGCUGGCAUGUUAGGACCAAUAAAAAUAUAGAACGAGUCAAGCGGGAUGAGGCACAAGCAGCUGAAGAGAACAAGAAGAGGCAGGAACGAGCAGCCCUUGCUGAGCAGGAGGCUAGGACAGCAUUGCUACGGAGAAAAGCUCGCCAGUUGACCGCAGCAGAAGACCCUGAGGAAUACCACCUUCCUUCUGGGUCUACUGAGGAUGACCGUCUUGCUGUACAAACCUCAGCAGACACAGAACAUGUGGAUCUCUUCAGUGAUCUCAGUACUGAAAAACAAAAGGGAGAGAAAAACAAGGAGCGCGAGAAAGAGGAGAAAGCUGCCCAAGAGAAAUACGAACAAAAAAUCGGCCUGCUGACCUACCUGGGUCAAAGUUCAGCGGAGGCGCUUACGGCCACACCAUGGUACUUCAAAUCUCCUGACCGAGGAACUGCAACCUCUGAGCCUGAACAACAAAGCUGCAAAGAAGUGAAGAGGAAGGCAAGCCUAGAUCCCAUGAUGCAAAUGGAGAAAUACCUCGGCGUGAAAAAAUCAAAAGGAGACACCACAGCACCAAUAACAAAACCUACUCUUAAAGAUAAAACUCCCACAAGUUUUCAAGUUGGUGUCAAUCCAGGCAUGAAAUCAACAUCAAAACACCGAAAGUCGAGAAACGCCAGUCAAGACGACCGGAAGUCAACACACCGAAGCCAUAAAAGUAAACAAAAGCAUAAACACAAACACAAACGAGACAAGGACAAAUCAGAAAGAUCCAAAGAACAAAGCGACAAAAACUCUAAAAAGAAACCAAGACACAGAGAACCGAGUCUCGAGAGAAGGAAGAAGACUGAAGGACCCAACGUACAGCAGCUGCGCGAGGAGAGACUGAGGCGUGAGGCCGCGGAGCGAGCCAAGACGACGCGUUUGCUGUCUGGGGAGAAGCUUGAGGGCGGAGCCAAGCGAAACUUGGAGGAGGAGAUGGAAAGACCGGGACGGUACAACUCACAGUACCACCCCGAGCUGGCACGGAAAAGACACAGGCAGGCUCACUACGGCGGCAUUUAAUGGGCCUCACACAACCCCUCCAUGAAUAAGCACUGGUCAUACGGGUGUGGCCCGAGAUGAGCCAAUGACAGCCUGCGUAGCUCCGGACACCCCUGGGUGAUGGCAACUAGGCUCCGCCCAUGGAAUAUACUGGGUAGUCCCGCAAGGACCAAGGAGUUGAGGUGCCGCCAUCUUGAGAUGCAGAGAAGCGUGCUCUCGGGAUCCAUGAUGUCUCCACUGGGAUGCAUAAAAGGCAAGGCAGU
Messenger RNA from Patiria miniata (bat star), 1425 nucleotides. RefSeq names its product leukocyte receptor cluster member 1-like. The record is from RefSeq and is a predicted model, not a curated record. The transcript is spliced from 6 exons. The coding region runs from base 17 to 1183 and encodes 388 amino acids. Lineage: Eukaryota; Metazoa; Echinodermata; Asteroidea; Valvatida; Asterinidae.